This is a messenger RNA of Brachypodium distachyon (stiff brome), 748 nucleotides long. Its product is annotated as 16.9 kDa class I heat shock protein 3. The record is from RefSeq and is a predicted model, not a curated record. Gene Ontology annotation, biological process: response to hydrogen peroxide; response to salt stress; response to heat. The transcript has a single exon. Lineage: Eukaryota; Viridiplantae; Streptophyta; Magnoliopsida; Poales; Poaceae. Bases 111 to 554 code for a protein of 147 amino acids.
CUCGUCUGGUGCCGCACCCUUCAACCCAAGAAGCCAGUAAGUACAAAUCGCAAACAUCACACCGAGCAAAUCCAAUACAUCUAUCUCUCCUCUGAGUUAACCCGACGACAAUGUCGCUCGUGAGGCGCAGCGCAUUCGACCCCUUCGCCGACUUCUGGGACCCUCUGGACGUGUUCCGCUCCAUCGUCCCCGCAGCGUCCGGCAGCGAGACCGCCGCUUUCGCCAACGCCCGUGUGGACUGGAAGGAGACCCCGGAGGCGCACGUGUUCAAGGCCGACCUCCCCGGCGUGAAGAAAGAGGAGGUCAAGGUGGAGGUGGAGGACGGCAACGUGCUCGUGAUCAGCGGCGAGCGCAGCAAGGAGAAGGAGGAGAAGAGCGACAAGUGGCACCGCGUGGAGCGCAGCAGCGGGGCGUUCGUGAGGCGGUUCCGCCUGCCGGAGAACGCCAAGGUGGAGCAGGUGAAGGCCGGGCUGGAGAACGGCGUGCUCACGGUCACCGUGCCCAAAGCCGAGGUGAAGAAGCCUGAGGUGAAGGCCAUCGAGAUCUCUGGCUGAACCUGAACCUGAACGCUUGUCUUGAUGUGGUGUGUGUAAGAGUCGUGUUUGGUCCAAGUCUGGCAGCGGUUGACUCGAUCUGUGAGUCAAGGCUCCAUUGUCGCCUUUCUGUUUGCGUAUGAAUAAAUGAAUAGGAAUAAAUCAAUCAGUUUGUACUAAUAUUCUGAACGCAAACAACGACUGUUUCGAUUUCA